Molecule: messenger RNA, 2572 nt
Organism: Petromyzon marinus (sea lamprey)
Lineage: Eukaryota; Metazoa; Chordata; Hyperoartia; Petromyzontiformes; Petromyzontidae
Source: RefSeq, a predicted model, not a curated record
GAGAGAGUGCGGGGCGAGGAGCGUGAGAGAGUGCGGAGCGAAGAGAGAGACCGGAUAUACAGCGAGGAGCUGGAGAGAGUGCGGGGCGAGGAGCGUGAGAGACUCCGGGGCGAAGAGAGAGACCGGAUAUAUGGCGAGGAGCUGGAGAGAGUGCGGGGCGAGGAGCGUGAGAGACUGCGGGGCGAAGAGAGAGACCGGAUAUACGGCGAGGAGCUGGAGAGAGUGCGGGGGCGAGGAGCGUGAGAGACUGCGGGGCGAAGAGAGAGACCGGAUAUACGGCGAGGAGCUGGAGAGAGUGCGGGGCGAGGAGCUGGAGAGACUGCGGGGCGAAGAGAGAGAGGGAGCGCUCCACGGAGAGCGGGAGGAGAGGGAGAGGGAGCUGUGCCGCCUUGGGUCCCUGCUGCGGGAGAUGGAGCGCCGCGAGGAGCAGCUGCAGCAGGAGCUGGGGCAGUGCCGCAGUGAGGCCGCGAGUCACGCGCAGCUGGUGCAGCAGAUGCGCCGCUACGUGGGCACCCGGGCACGGGAGGAGGAGGAGGAGGAGGAAGGACCCGACAGGGACAGUCUGUUGGCACGCGUACAGGUUCUGGACAAGGAAAACUCUCGCCUCCGGGCAGAGUCCGAGCUGCAGUGUCUCCGUCUCUCGUCGCUGUCUCACAUCCUGACCACGCAGGAGGCCAUUAUCAACCCACCGGCCGCGACGGGCGGCGGCGACGGCGACGGGGACGGCGACGGGGACGGGCGGCGGGCGCUGCCGCCGCCGCCGCCGCUGCUGCUGCUGUCGCGCUGGCGUGAGAAAGUCUACGCCCUCCUCGUGCAGCUCGGCUGCCAGGAGGCCCGGCAAAGGGAGGAGGCGAGGGAGCGACAGUCCGAGCUGUUGGAACUGCAGCAGGACCUGCGGAAGAACGAGGGGCAGGUGAAGCUACUGGAACUCGGCCUCUCCGACCGCACGGCCGAACUGAAGCUGCAGACCAUCAGAGCUCAGGGUCUCCAGGAGGAUCUGGAUGCGUUGAAGGCAGCGGCCCAAGAGGCGCAGGAGAGGGCAGCGCUGGCGGAAGCGGCGGUGCACCGACUGCAGGAAACAGUCAGCAGGCGCUGGAGAGAGGUGACGGACGGCGAAGGGAAAGUCGUGGGCGCGAUGGAGUCGCUCGGCCGCCUCUCCGAACGCAUCCGUUUCGCCACGAGGAGAGUGGACCUCGUACGAGGGCUGGUGCUGAGGAGGGACGCCCUGCACCGUCUCGCCCUGCAGGAGCAGCCCACCAUCGCUCCCAGCCCCGACGUCCCCGCCAGGCCGGAUCUGCAGGCUGAGCUGAGCCAUCUCCAAGCGGAGAGAGACCUCCUCUCGUCACAGAUGCAGAGGGACGCUCUCCUCCUGCAAGAGAAAAUCUCACUCGCCACGCACAGGGCGGAGGAGGCCUGUGCGGAGCAGCUCCGGCGCCUGCGGUCUCUGGCUGAGGAGCGGGGCGAGCUGCACGAGGAGACCCAGGCUCGCCUGCAGCAGACGCAGCACGAGCUGCAGCAGGCGCAGCACGAGCUGGAAGCCGCCCGCACCCAGCAGCAGCAGCAGCUGGAACAGCUGCAGCAGGAGCGCGGAGCGAAGGAUCAGGCGGUGCGAGCUGUUGAGCGGGACCUCCACGCUCGCUACGCGGAGCAGCUCUCCGGCUUGGAGCAGAGUCUGAACCAGGCACGCAGGGAGCACGGCAAGGCCGUGGUGGCUCUUCGCCAGGGGGAGCGCGAGUGGAGCCGGGAGAGGGAGCGAGCCAGGGAGCUGGCUCAGGCUCGCGACAGGCAUCACCACGUGCAGCUGCAGCAGCUGCAGAGCCACCUCCAGCAGCUGCAGGUGGACGGUAGCCUCAUGAAGGCGACGCUGAGGCAGGAGGGGCUGCUGCAGCAGUACAAGGCGAGGAGAGUUGGAGGGCAGCAGCUGGAGAAAGGGCAGCGUCACGCAGGGUCUCUGAGCUCCGUGCUGAAGGAUCUGAAAGCGUUGAGUGUGGAAGCUCUCGCAGAAGAGGCAAAGCAGGGAGGGAGACCCGAUGGCUGAAUAACUCAAAACACGUGCACACGGGUACACGUGUGUACGUACACAACAGCCGCCGUUCGCCACUGAGUGGUGUCACCACGGCACCUGUGCCAGGCUAGGUGCACUUUAAGGCCAUCACGUGACGUGCCGAAUGCCCGCUGGCAGGAGGUCACGGGACAGACCCAGCAGAGGUGCCCGUGGGUUGACUGACUGAGAUGACCGGCAGAUGCACCACCAGCUGUACCCCCCUGCUGUGCCAAAGUCACACACAAAGACGAAGAGUUACACGCCACACGCUCAUGCACGCAAAUGCAUACACGUGGACACAAAUACACGCGCGCGUACACACAUGUACAAAGGCAAAUACACAUGCAAGUAUGCAAACACGCACACACGUACACAUUCACAAACCAUGCACAAGCCUUAAGACAGCUAGACAAAGAUCCUCCAUAACGCCUUUAACAGACUGUUGGCGCAAAUGCUGUUAACAGGUGAAGGCUGGCACUGUGGCACACAAGGGAGUGGGUGGCCACCACCACACCCGGGCCCGCCUUU